AUGGUCUUGCUACAGCUUUUACAAGACUGGGUGUCCAAUGGCUCUAGGUGUUGCCUCCGCCUCGGCCGCGUCCCGACCCUCGUCGUCUCCUCCGCCGACACUGCCCGAGAUGUCCUCCGCACCCACGAUCACAUCUGCGCCAGCCGCUCCUCCACCACCGUCACUCCCAUCCUCCUCGAUGGCUGCAGUGACAUAGCCUUCGCCCCCUACGACGACGAGUGGAGGCAACGCCGCUGGAUAUGCAGCCUCCACCUGUUGAGCCCCAAGAUGGUACAGUACUACGCUCUGGUUCGCGAGCAGGAGGUGGCCACCAUGGUUGCCGCCAUCUGCUCCCGUGGAUUGGCAGUGGAGAUCGACAUGUCCGCCGUCCUGUUUGCCUUCUCCAACGACAUCCUGUGUCAGAUAGUCACGGGGAAGAAGUUCGAAGGGAGGAAAGGGUUGUUCUCGAAGCUCAUCUCAGAGAACUCGGUGCUGCUGGCCAAGAUUUAUCUCGGGGAUUACCUCUCGUGGCUCGGUUGGGUGGAUUGGUUGCUCGGCAAGGUGGCGCGAGUGAAGAAGAACCAUAAGAGGUGGGAUGAUCUGCUGGAUCAUGUUAUCAAGGAACAUGAAGAGCGAGUGUCGUCGGAUGAUGAGAAAGAUUUCGUGGAUGUUUUGAUCUCCCUUCAGAAGGAUCCCGUGUUGGAAUCCAUCCUCACUCCGGAAGUCAUCAAGGCGCUUCUUCAGGUGUACCUGCCUGUUUUCUUCGGUGUGGUUGGUAGUCCAGCCAGUGAGGGAAGUUUUGGAGAGAAGCUGAGUUCGUGGGACUACUUUGGUAGAAGUAGCAUCAGGGGCACUGAUGGUGAAGGUUGCAGGAAGAGAAAUACGUCAGCAAAGUUUCUGCAAGCAUUUGCUGCUGAUCAUGACAAUCCAGAGUUGCAGAGGCAAAUAGGUUGCAUGACUGGAAUCUUCCAAAUGUUCGACCGACAGCAAAUUCUCACUGGGAGGCGUUUAAAUUUUGUUUCAAAAACUGAGACUAGUGUUACUUAG
Molecule: messenger RNA, 1026 nt
Organism: Zingiber officinale
Lineage: Eukaryota; Viridiplantae; Streptophyta; Magnoliopsida; Zingiberales; Zingiberaceae
Product: cytochrome P450 71A1-like
Exons: 6
Coding region: 1-1026 (341 amino acids)
Molecular function (GO): iron ion binding; heme binding; oxidoreductase activity, acting on paired donors, with incorporation or reduction of molecular oxygen
Source: RefSeq, a predicted model, not a curated record